Helobdella robusta is the source of this 597-nucleotide messenger RNA. RefSeq lists its product as hypothetical. The coding region runs from base 1 to 597 and encodes 198 amino acids. Lineage: Eukaryota; Metazoa; Annelida; Clitellata; Rhynchobdellida; Glossiphoniidae. The transcript is spliced from 3 exons. The record is from RefSeq and is a predicted model, not a curated record.
AUGAGUUGCUUCCACAAAAACGUGUAUGCAAAUUUUUUCAUAAUAGCUGUAGAAAAAUAUUCGCAAAAAUUGCAGCAGUUCUCGGUUAAUAAAAUUUUUUUCAUCGGAUAUUCAAAUAGUGGUCUAUAUGUAGGGUAUAUUCGCAAUUAUGCAUAUUUGUACAUAAUAAUUCACGAACCGUCGGGCAUUGCGGCGCACGACGGUAAACGCCCUGACGGGUGUACCUUGAUUCCUUGGAGAGCCGGCAGGUGCUUGGCGUGGGACGUUACCGUCCCGGGCACUUUUGCUGAGCGCUACGUGCAGCUUACUAGCAAAGAAAGCGGUUUGGCUGCAACCAGGGCAUCUGACGAGAGGAUCAAAAAGUACGACGGAGCUCUCCCCUCGAUGGAGUUUUUACAGAUUUGUAUCGAGGUUCUCGGCCCCAUGGACCGUAACACCUCCGGGUUUUUCAAUCGAAUUUGCAAAAAUAUCAAUAUUAGGUCAGGCGAUAGUAGGAAAUAUUUUUUUGCUAUGAAUAAUAUCUCGUGCAUCCUGCAGCGGUUUUUGCGCGUCUGUGUGUUGGAAAAUGUGGAGUUGAAUGCCGACGGGGUUGAGUGA